Molecule: messenger RNA, 2181 nt
Organism: Aphanomyces invadans
Lineage: Eukaryota; Oomycota; Saprolegniomycetes; Saprolegniales; Verrucalvaceae
Exons: 2
Coding region: 1-2181 (726 amino acids)
Source: RefSeq, a predicted model, not a curated record
AUGAACCCUAGCGAAGGAAAUGAGGGGCACAAGAAGCAGCAGUCACACACCACCACGAAGGGUGGCUCUGGUGACGACAAACAUGGUGGGGCGAAAGAGCCCAAGCAAUACGAGGCCUCCAAGGACAAGCCCGGCGACGCCCAUCAAGCUGUAAAGGAUACGACCAGCUCCUCGAAAGACUCUGCGCAGAAGCACCAUCAACCUUCGUUGCAAAAAUCUGCGGAGCGAAUGCGUGACAAGGCAAGCUCAUCUCUUGAGACCGCUACAAAGCGCUACGAAUCUGCCAAGGAAAAGGCUGCCGAAAAAGCCCAUGAAGAGGAAAAGGCGAAACAUACGUCGACGAGUCACAAGCCUGCAGAUAAAUCAAGUGUGUCCAAGGAGGCGGGUGGGGUGCAGCAGCUCCCCGAGGAAGCUGGCACGCACAAGACAUCAAACACUGAACCAUCAGAAAAGGCUCCAAAAAGUUUUGCCGGUGGUAGUGCUUCGCAUCACGUCGAGUCGGCCAAGGAUAAGACAUCGGACACCGCAUCGCAGCAUUCCGAGUCAGCCAAGCACAAGGACUUCGAAGCUGGUGACAAGGCCAAGCAGCAAGUGAGCUUUACCAAGCAAAAAUCAGGUGAACUUGGCGAGACUGGCAAGGGGCAAGCGAGCUCUGCCAAAGACACAGCGUCGCAUCAGGACGAGCCAGCGAAAGAAAUGGCGCGCAAUAUCAAGGACAAGAUCUCCGACGUUCCUGACACUACGUCGCGCUUGUACGAAAAGGCAAAAGAGAAAGCAUCGGAAGCACAAGAAAGUGUGAAGCACAAAGCCGACACUGCCAAACAUACUGCUGCGGACGUUGGGGACUCCGUCAAAGAGAGAGCAGCCGAUGCGAAAGACGCCUCGACUCAAGCGUACGAGAAGGCCAAGGAAAUGGCGGGGGACACGCAAGAGAACGUCACGGAAAAGGUCCGCGCUGCGAGAGAGACUGCGGCUCAGCAGUUGGAAAAGGCGCAACAAACUGCAGCCGAUGUUCGAGAUAUGAUGAAGGACAAGGCUUCCAGCGUUCAAGAGACUGCGUCGCACGCUUACGACAGUGCCAAGCAACAGGCUGCGGAUGUACAAACCGCGACAUCUCAGUACUACGAUUCGGCGAAGGAAAAGGCUGCCACUGCCCGCGAUACGGUGAAGGACAAGGCAGCUGACACCCAAGAGACUGCAGCUGAAGCGCUGGAAACGGCCAAAGACAAGGCGCACAACAUUCAAGACACAACGUCGCAGUACUACCAAGCAGCCAAGCAGAAAGCGGCGGACGCACAAGCGAGUGUGAUGGACACAACUACUUCUGCCCAGGACACGGCCGCAGACUAUAUCGACACUGCAAAGCACAAGGCCGUGGAUGCAAAGGACGCAAUCAAGGAGCAGGUUGUGGCGGCGAAGGAGACUGCGGACGAUGUGUAUGAUUCAACCAAGGAGAAGAUUGGUGCCGCCAAGAAGACAGUGUCAGAGUACAUGGAAGCGGUCAAGGAGAAGGGCGCGGCUGUCCAGCACAAGGCAUCACAUGUGUACGAAUCGGCGAGUGAAGGGGCCACUAAUGUGGAACACAAGGCAUCGGACCUCUAUAUGUCGGCGAAGGACAAGGGAAGAGCUGUGAAGGACUCUACAGUGCACUUCUAUGAGGCCGCCAAGGACACGGCGGUGCGCGCGAAGGACGCGGUGACGGGUGCUGCCGCGACGGUACACGAGAAGGCGUCCAAAGCGUAUGUCGCUACGAUGGACACGGCGACGUCGCUUCAAGAAUCGACUUCUCAGUACGCGCAUGCAGCAAAAGAGAAGGCUGUGCAUGCGGAAGAGAAAAUGGUGCACAUGUACGAAGCUGCCAAGGGGAAAAUAAUUGGCACUGAGGAAUCAAAGCACACGUCUGAGCACGCUCAUGGCAAGGAGCCAAAGCCCACGACGAGUGAAGAUACGGAUGAAUGGGGCUAUGCGAUGGUUGAAAACCCAGAAAAGUCUGUCAAACAGCGAAGCGCGGAGACUCUAGCUGCGGUCAAAGAGCGCGGACAUGUCAAAGUCGUUCUCAAGCACGCACCAGCACACGAAAACCCCUCCGAAGCUGCUGCUACUGCCCAUGGGGGCCACUCUGCCCAAGGGGGCCACUCUGCCCAAGGGGGCCACUCUGCCCAAGGGGGCCACUCUGCUUAG